CCCUUCUUCCCCUCAGAAGCCCCGAAAUCCCAGUCUGUCGCUCCCCCGCUCCCCGAAAUUGCGCGGCCCGGCAGCGGACCCGGGCUUUCUGGGGACAUUCAACGUCAUCGUCUCAAGUGUUUACAAUCGGCGACGACUUCAAAUACAUCGCGACAUCUAUCCAGGACUCGACGCAACCAAAAUAAAAGGAAAAAAAAUCAAAAUUGAGAAAAAUCGCCCAUCAUGAUUGACAUGGCCCUCGACCACGGCUCCCUCGAGCACAUCCUCCCUGUUUCGUGGAAGUCCCAAAUAACAGCCUGGCUUGCUGAGGACACUCCUUCGUUCGACGUCGGCGGUUUCGUUGUCGGCGACGCGCCGCGCACUGCCACUCUCUGGGGGAAGUCGCAGGGAAUCUUGGCCGGCGUGCCCUUUUUCAACGAGGUGUUCAAGCAGUGCGGCUGCACCGUCGAGUGGCACGCGACCGAGGGCUGCCACGUCGAGACCCACGGCGGAAAGAGGGCGCUGGCGACCGUGACCGGUCCCGCCCGCGGCCUGCUCGAGGGCGAGCGUGUGGCCCUCAACAUCCUGGCCCGCUGCUCCGGCGUGGCUACGCAGAGCCGGCACCUGCUGGUGAACCUGCGGAGUGCCGGCUACAAGGGGAUUGUGGCGGGUACUAGGAAGACCACGCCCGGAUUCCGUCUUGUCGAGAAGUACGGCAUGCUCGUCGGAGGAGCCGACACCCACCGCAUGGAUCUCAGCACCAUGACCAUGCUCAAGGACAACCACGUGUGGAGCCGCGGCAGCAUUACUGAGGCUGUCAAGGCGGCCAAGGCGGCCGGCGGCUUCAGCCUCAAGAUCGAGGUUGAGGUGCAGAGUGAGGAGGAAGCUGAUGAGGCGAUUGCUGCCGGUGCCGACAUUAUUAUGCUGGACAACUUCACUGGUGAGGGCGUCAGGGUCGCUGCUCGCAGCCUGAAGGAAAGGUGGGCUGGCAAGAAGCAGUUCUUGCUUGAGGUUUCCGGUGGUUUGACUGCCGACAACGCCGAGUCCUACAUUUGCCACGAUAUCGAUAUCCUUUCGACAAGCUCCAUUCACCAGGGCGUGCCGCACGUCGACUUUUCGCUCAAGAUCAAUGUCGAGAAGGGCACCGGCCCUGAAAUUUCGAGCUAAUGGAUUCAUAUAAUGAAAUUUUGAGUGCACGACACAUUGGUAUGAUACGUUACAAUUCAAGCAUGCAGUAUUACCCGGCUUCGAUGAGCUGGCUGUAAUAGGCCAAUUCAACCAUUGUGAGUGAUACGAACUUGGAGGAACUGGAGUUGCACAACAACAGGAGAUGAGCGCCACCAAAAUGGUACAAAAGUGUUAUGGACUGACGUAUCCGUGAUCAAUGCCAAACCUGGUGCAUUAUGUUCUCCAAAUUCCAGCACAUAGAUGGUUAUUUUGGUUCCAAUCCAGCCAUCCCAUGUUGUGCCACGUUGAAUAAUCUUCGAGUCUUGUUUUUGACACUCCUAGUGAGAUGGCCGCAAAAUGCUAUACCAUGGUUCACUGCGGGUUGCGCUUCAGUGAUAAUUAUUCCCACCCAAAUCGAUUUCGCCGCCCCUUUUCCCUAACGCCGACAAGCAAUAUAGUCUAGUAAUUCUAAUAAUCCUCAAUCGACGAUAUGUUCACCCCGUCGCCUCCUCCAAAAGCUGCGACACCGUCACAGCUUUGUAGCCCCUCCUCUGCAUCUCCGGCAACACCUUCCUCAACAUGGGCGGUGUCCAGCUCCUCCGAUCAUGACAAAUAAUGAUUCCCCCGGGGCUCAGCAUACUGAGGAUAUGCCUCGCAUUCAGCCAGGCAUACCCAAUCUGGGCAUCAUGUGGAUAUAUGCUCCCCAAAACCAAGCGAUACCCCAAUUUCCUCACCAGACUCAACAUCCUCUCGCUAAAGAACCCUGAUCCAGGCCGGUAAUAUUUGCCCUCGAUGACUUGCUCUUCGACGGUCCCUCCUUCUCUUGUUCUUGUAUCUCUUAUUUGUGUUGUCGUCGUCGUAUCUGUCCCACCUGUUGUUCUCCCCUCCUCUGCACCAUGGCCAGCACUGCCACCAGGCCACACCCUCCCCUCAGCCUCAUAAGCCUCUCGAAUCAAGCGCUCCACCUCCUUCAUCUGCCUCUCCAGCUCCUCAUCCGCCAGCUCCCUCGCCAUCUCAUCAUGCAUCCCGUGAUUCCCCAACUCAUGCCCUUGCCUCACUAUCUCCCUCAGGAUUUCCUCCCUUCCCCGCACUUGACCCCCAAUGACAAAAAACGUCGCAUGCGCCCCGCCCGCUUUCAAAGCCGCCAGGAUCUCUCUCGUGUGAUCGGACGGCGCAUCGUCAAUGGUCAGGGCCACAAUCUUGCGGUGCGGCGGCAACCAAAGGCGCCAGAGGACGUCGGUCCACCGUUGCGAAAAGUACC
Messenger RNA from Neurospora crassa OR74A, 2407 nucleotides. RefSeq names its product nicotinate-nucleotide pyrophosphorylase, variant. The transcript has 3 exons. Gene Ontology annotation, molecular function: nicotinate-nucleotide diphosphorylase (carboxylating) activity. The coding region runs from base 223 to 1146 and encodes 307 amino acids. The record is from RefSeq and is a predicted model, not a curated record. Gene Ontology annotation, biological process: quinolinate catabolic process; NAD+ biosynthetic process. NCBI's taxonomy places the organism in Eukaryota, Fungi, Ascomycota, Sordariomycetes, Sordariales, Sordariaceae. Gene Ontology annotation, cellular component: cytoplasm.